This is a messenger RNA of Clarias gariepinus (North African catfish), 6582 nucleotides long. RefSeq names its product junctional cadherin 5 associated a (gene jcada). Bases 341 to 4777 code for a protein of 1478 amino acids. Gene Ontology annotation, cellular component: ruffle membrane; adherens junction. Gene Ontology annotation, biological process: positive regulation of blood vessel endothelial cell proliferation involved in sprouting angiogenesis. The record is from RefSeq and is a predicted model, not a curated record. The transcript has 4 exons. NCBI's taxonomy places the organism in Eukaryota, Metazoa, Chordata, Actinopteri, Siluriformes, Clariidae.
UAGUGUUGGUCUCUAGGCUAAAGUUUCUUUGCUACUUUGGAAGUAACUGAUUUCACCACAUUUGGAAGGCGCUGAGGGAGAGGGUGUACUCCUCCAACCAUCUCUCUCUGACACACACACACACACACACACACUGCUGCUUGUGUAUGUGCGUGCAUCCACGUCCCAGGACUAUCAGGACUACAGCAGUCCAGCUGAGCGUUGGAAACUGCACAGCCCAUGCUCAGUGAUGGCCUCUCUGGUGCAGCUGUUCGUAGACACGCCUCAUCUGGAAAACGUUUAGAACUCUGACGACAUCCGCAUACACACUUUGGGCACCACAACACACUCCUGCUUAGCCAUGUACAGUGUGGAGGACCUUCUUAUCUCUCAUGGAUACAAAAUCAGCAGCAACAACAAUGUCCCUCCAUCGCACUCAUCAUCAUCCUCGAUUCAUGAACAGCGUCCGCCGACGCGCAGCAACAGUCGGUGUGAAAUCACAGACAAGCGGACGGGACAUGGCGCAGCGAACGGCUAUAAAGCGGACUCUGUUUAUGAUGGUGGUGUGAAACAGACUUCAAUUCAGGGUGGCCCCAGUGACACAGAGAUCAGGGACAAGAAACAGAGGACAGAGGAGGACAAUGCUAACAUAGUUGAUGGACACUCACCAGGAGGCACCUUGACCAGCGACAGUGGAUUUCAUGAUGGCCACAGAGAAGCGUACACUCAUCUAAGGCCAGACCGUGAUGCAUCUUUCUGGCGGAGACGGGGUCAAGACUUCAAUGUGCUCGUGGACUAUACAGACAUCAGGGAGCCGCAAGGAAAGAAAUUAGGUGGCCCACAUAAAGCAGAGGGCAUGCAACGAAGGCCAGAGUCAGCAUUAACCACUGAAGAGCAUCGUCGUGAAAGACAACGCAGAGCAGACAGUGCACGUGCCAGAGAGCGUGACCUGGCCCUCUACCAGUGGAAAAUGGCAGCAGAGAGGAAGUAUCAAAGCCUGGGAACAGAAGAGUGGCGUCCAGCUGUAGGAAUAGGUCGCCAUGUGUCUGAAAGUGAAGCUGAAAAAUGGGCACAGGAGCAGCGUCGGCCUCGAACAGCAGAGGGUGCUGUUCCCCCCAGGACCAAAGCCAAAUCCCAGUCCCUACCCAGAAUGGCCAUGCCCUCGGACAGCAUCCAGUACUUAAGCAUGUCAUCCUCUGGCCAAGAUCAAUUUGGAGGCUAUCGAAUAAAUGGGCACCAGUCGGGGGUACCUCAAGGUCGCAGUCUCAGUGAAGGGGAAGGUAGAGGAUGGACUGGGAACAGCCGGUCAGACAUACAGUCUGUAACCCCAUCAAAGCCUCGUUUUAGCCGACCUCUUAGACCCCCAUCAUAUGAGGUUCACCAACAGAUGCGUGGAAGUUCAGAGAUGCUCUCUAAUGAUUUUGUGCCCAGAGACAGAACUCCACUGCCCUUUUCCAGACAGGAUUACUUUGCACAAGAACUUGGUUCUGGCAUGGAGCCCCCAGGUUACAUCCCUCCACCCUCAUAUAGGAGGCAACCUGUCAUCAGGGGAGGGCACAGGAUUUAUGCCAAUUCCAUGGGGAACUACCAGUACAGGGGAGACACAUACAUGCAAGGGCCUGCCAUGGCCGAGGUCCAGGAAUGGUUCAUGAGACAAACAGGAAUGGCUUGGCCCAACAAUUAUAGGGAUGGGAGAAGGAGUAUGCCAUGUAGGAGACAGGCAUACCCUGGUUAUGGGGAGGAGCACUUAGGGAAUGUUCAGUACAUCCCCUUUGAUGAUCCACGUGUCAGACAUCUAUCAGGAGGCAGAAUGGAUGGAAACUCACUGACAGAUGCUGACAAAAUCAGGAGUAUCAGAAAAGACAUCCCCAUCACCUCCAUAUCUAAAAAGUCUCCUGAUGACAGUGCCUUCCUGCUCACAGGAAAAUCUUUCAGCAGCACAGAAGCACGUAACAGCAAUAUCAGUGAUUGUGUUAAUGAAGCAGUCAUGCAUAAGGAGGUUUCAGGAGAGGUGAUCAACUCAAAAACAACCAAUGAUGAAAACUCCAACAGAUACCCAACCAGUCCUGACUAUCCAAAUGCCCUCCAAACAUCAUCACAACAGAAAUCCAGCAUGGACCAACAAUUCUGUGAGACAGUAACACAAGUAAAGACAUUUGAGGCACAAACAGCAGCUGAAAACAAGAAAAACAAAAAGAAAAUUAAAGAGACAAUGUUUUGCUUAGUGUCAGUUCCAAUAAACAUGGUAGUCAAUAAAGGAGCUACUGAUCCUAAUAACAAUGAAAAAGUCUCAAGCUUGGUGGUAUUACCUACAGAAAAUUCAAUGACACCGAGCUGUAGCAAGGAAAUGCCAAAGAGUGCAAAUAACAAUGACCAAUUAAUACAAUCCAGCAGCUCUUUAAACACAAAAAAGUCCAAAAGAGCUCCGCUUCGGAAAGAGAUUAUAGAUGUUUGGUCUCUUCAAGCAAAUGCUGACAAAGAAUUGUGCUAUGCAGGAUCCUGGCCAGGAGAACAGUAUAAAAAUCAAGAGACUCAGACAAGUUCUCUUGAGGGUUCUAGAAAUACAAAUACACAGUGUCCUCAAACCCAGGUCACACAUGACCCUCCAUCGUCCACAGACAGUGGGCUAGGCACUGAAUGUAGUGUCAACUACAAGUGUCCCAUAAAAUUCCAAAAGAAUAUCAGCCUUUCCUGCAACAGUGCAUUUUCCCAAACAAAAAUGGAUAGCAGCUCAAAUAUAAGAAGCCCAGAUCAAUUUGUAACAACUUCAUCACCACCAUCUCCUAAUCGCCAGCCACCACUGAGAAAGAAUGCACCAAAACUUCGGUCACUAAAUGGCCAAGAGGCGUUUGGCCAGUUCUUGUUAAAACCUGUAAACAGGCGACCGUGGGAUGCCAUUGGUGAGCUGGAGUCUUUUAACAAGGAACUGCAAGAUCAAAAUGCCAAACAAAAAGCCACUGAUCAGGCUAUAGAGGACCUGGACGAGGCAUUGAGAAACAUUUUAGAGGUAGACAACACAAGCACAGAGUUUAUUAAACCUGAGUUGGCUGCACAUAGGUUUAAACAGCCACACAGUCCUGAGCCACAGCUAAAGAAUGAAAACUUGGGCUUGAGGUUAGAUUUAGAGCACAGAUGUGUGACUCAAACGAGUAAAGAGUUCAGGGAAGUAGGAAGUGCCUUGUCUACACUGACAGGGAGUUUUGUUCUUCGUGACAUCCCACCAAGACAGGACAUGGAUGGGGAGUUUGUCAAUUAUGAGGGCUUGAGUAUGGUGCAGGAUGACCUGAGCAUGGACGUGUUAGAUAUUCCAGUGCCAAAGGAGUCGUUACUGAAGGAUGUUGGACUUACAGUCUACACAGCGAUUCCAGACUCUGUGAAACUGGAGUCACCUAUAGGUUUAAGCCCAGAGUCUCCGAUGCUGACUAGUCCCUCUGACACCUCAGAAGCUGACGCUGCACAUGUUACAUCUUCAGAUAGUGGAGGAGAUCAAAACGCAAACAGCCCAGACAUUAGUGCAAAUCAUAAGUUCUCAAAUAGUAAUGUAUGGUUUGACCACAAGAAUGUGUCAGAGAACAGCAAGGUUAACACUGACUCAGGAAGGUCACCUCACAUUUACGGUGUCAGAAGGCAGCAUUUUACAUUUAUGGCAGACUAUGAUGAUGAUGAUGAUGAUGAUGAUGGUCCAUAUCUAAUCAAUAAAAAAUCUAUAGCAGAUGAACAUCUGGAGGCUCUUCUUAGUCAAGAGAAAGCCAAUAGCAUGCCAACAGAAGAUCUUAGCAACCUCUAUCAAAUUCAGUGUGCCAAAGGAAUUCCUGUGCAUGAGUCCAUUGAACAGAGGGCAGCAAGGAUCCUGGGCAUUGCUGUACCAGUUGAAGCUUUGGUUGUCGGUCAAGAUUGCAAACAGGAUCAGGAAGAUGAUCAUAAUGGCAAACAGAGUAAGGAAAAGCCUGAAUUUGUUAGUCAGUGCAUGAAAUUAAGGUCAAAUAAAGAAACACAGCAAGUAAGUAAGAAGUAUAAGCAAGUGAUUGAGACAUCAGUCCACACACACAAACUGAUGGAGAUGAGUAAUACUGCGAUUGGGGAAGACCGUGAUUCUACAGGAGACACAUCCACCAAGGAGAGUCAUACUGCUCCUUUAGUGUUAGAUAUACCUGAAUUUCCACCCAAUAAACUGCGUUUAUCACUUCCAGUGACUAAAGAUGAGGAUCUGACUUUAAGUGUGUGUGGAGGUGAGAAAAAGGUUAUGCCGGCUGCAGACUUGUGUGAAGGCCAACCGGACAAGUCCAUCGUAUAUCACCCAUCUUCUGUGUGCAGAAAUGGAGAACCGUCUGCAGAGCACGUUAAUCCUGUCGUGGAGGAUGAGUCAAUGUCAUGCGUCAGCGCUUUCAAAAAAGUGAUCCAGAAAGGGAGGGGAGAAGAGGAAAUAGGAAAGGAAAGAACUGAAAAUAGAGUUCAAGAGGACAACAUAUUAGAAGGAGAAGAGGAGCAAUUUGUGAUGAAUGAAAUGAAAGUAAACGAGUGGCAGGCUGCUUUUGAGAUAAAGAUAGAUGAGGAUAUUGAUGGAAAAAGGGAUGAGGAAGAGAAGACAAAAGAAGAAGUAGUGGAAAGGACAAUACAUUCCCCAGAGUCCAUGGGUUGCUCAGUCCCAGGUCCUCAGUCACGCAGUGGAACAGUGGUCAAGAGAGAGAUCACACUCCCGGACAACUUUAGUAUGACCACUGAUUCAGAUUCACCUGAGGAGGAGGACAUUCAGUCUGCUUCAGACUCUUAUGAUCCCAGUCGAGUUGAGAGGGUGUAAACUUGGACAUUGGCACAGCAUCUCAGACUGCCCACAUUGUCCUGUCCUGUCCUGUCCUGUCCUGUCACUGUGACCUGGCUGGCAAAUCAGUCAAAACUUUCAAUUUUCUUUAAAAAUUCCAUUUUUUCUGGUUAUGGUUGUUAUUGUUGUGGUUGUUGUUGUUCUAAACAAUAACUGACACUUUCCUCAUGUUAUGCAUAUAUUUUUUACAACAUAUUUUUAAUAAAAUGAGAAUUAAGAUUCUGUCUAUACGAAGCUGUUGAGAAGAUAUAACCUAGAUAUGAAAAUGUAUUACGUUUAAAGGCUGUAAAUAGUUUGAUCUGCACCAGCACAUGUUGAUGUUUGUCAGUUUUUUACCAAAUAAGUUUCUAAAGCAAUUAAAACUAAAUACACAACAUGCCAGCUUGGACUUCUAAUCUCCCGCAAUAUAAGCGUUGACAACGAGCAAAUGUAUAAACUGAAAAAAAGGGUCUUCCAUUGUGUAAAAAAAGCAAAUGUGAAUGAAUAUUUAAUGUUUUAUCCAUUAGCAACAUAAAGCAUCAUGCUCAUUAACAAAAAGCACAACUGAAUGUUGUAUUUUGACAGCUAUUAGAUCUUCAUAUCGGCGUGUCCAUGUAACUGUUAUUAGGUCUUAUGUUAUAUUAUGUAUUAUGUUACAUUUUUCAAACAUGUGAUACAUUUCAGCAAUUUUUUUUUUCACUAUCAUAUGAGCUUGUAAUUCUCAGUAACCAGCAGAAAAUAUUAUAUCUUGUUAGAGAUGCAAAAACUAAAAAGGUGUAUUUAUUUUUCUCAAGCAAUCCUCAGUCUGUACAAAGAAAAUGCAACAUUAUUAAAUUACUUGACAUUUAAUCGUGCAAUUCUAUUUUGCUUGAUUACAAUCACUUUGCAAAUGUCACAUGGGAGCGUGUAUAGUUUUCUGCAGAGUGUGUGCAGUAAAUGCGCUUUCAGAUGAUGGUGUGCCUUUAGCAGACGCAGAAAUGUCAACGUGUAUUGUGUGUUGUUUGUAUGUCAUACAGUAUGCUACUACAGCUCACUUAGCAAGUUAAAGUAUUGUGUUCUUGAUAACUGUCUUGCAUGCUCAGUGUAAUCGUCACCUGAAGUUCUCCUAUUAGUGCACCAUUGCUAUUAGUAAUUCAUUAACACUGUUUAAUGUUACUGUAUAUUAAUGGAGGAACUUGAGGAACAGCUACAAGAGAACUUUAAUAUGAUAAAACACACUGUCAUUGUUGUUGAGGUGAUUUUGGGCACUCAGGCCAUGCGCUCUAGAUGAUGAUUUAAUCUAUAAGCAUAUGGGAGGUUGUUGAAGAAAAUGGUCUUGUGUACAUUUUACAGUAAAUAAGUAAUGUUGUCAGUGUUUAGGUUUAGAACACAAAUGAGUAUUUGUUGCUAAAAAUGUAAUAAUUUCCUUUAAUAAUCCUUUCUAGUUUCAUACAAAAAGUGUGUGUGUAUGUAUGUAUGUAUCUGUUCUUGUGUAAGUCACUGUAGCUGUGUGUUGAUUAUUAAUUCUGUGUCAGCAUGAGAUAAGCAGUCAUUCAUGUAAAACUGGGGAUUAGGGUUUUGCAUUUUAUUUCAUUUGGUACUAUAUAAUAAAAAUCAUUAUAUUUCAAAAUGCAUAUUUGUAUCUUCCAGGAGAAAACAAUGAUAUUUAAAAUAAAAUAUAAUUUUUUUAGAGUAUUUUAAAGAAUGAAAGUGUUUAUUAUAUCGGCACAUAUUCAAAGCAACUGGUUUGAAACACAGUGUUGGGAAAGUGUUGCUUUCUUUGUACAUUACAACAAAGUAUUAAUGAAUAAACUGUUUGCAUGGAU